Molecule: messenger RNA, 1975 nt
Organism: Dendrobium catenatum
Lineage: Eukaryota; Viridiplantae; Streptophyta; Magnoliopsida; Asparagales; Orchidaceae
Product: trigger factor-like protein TIG, Chloroplastic
Exons: 13
Coding region: 131-1723 (530 amino acids)
Biological process (GO): protein transport; protein unfolding; 'de novo' cotranslational protein folding
Molecular function (GO): peptidyl-prolyl cis-trans isomerase activity; ribosome binding; protein folding chaperone
Source: RefSeq, a predicted model, not a curated record
AGCCCAGACCAAAAUCUAGGAAUCCAGUCGAUCUUCGACCGCUCGUUCUUCUGCUCUCUUCGUCACUCCAGCUCUUGCUCUUCCCGCUCUAUCUCAUACCAUAUCCACAGCAGAACAAAGGCUAAUCCAAAUGGCUCUGCUCGUCGGGGUGGCUACACAUCUCCGCCCGCGAUGCCCUAAAACUGAUUUUCCUUCUUCCUCAACCUUAAAGGACCUUUGUUCCUCUCAAUCGCACCUUUCACCUUACCUCCCUUCCCGCCGAUUACUGCCUUGUCUCUUUUACUCCUCUACCCGACAUCCUCGAUUGGUUACCGUCUCAGCCGCGGCCAUCUCGGUUGAGAAGACGGAGAAGGAUCGAUUCCCUGUCACGGUCACCGAGACAAAGCAGCCACGCUCGAGUGUUAGGUUAUGCAUAGAAGUUCCUCCGAACAGUUGCAAGGAGAGUUACAACAAGGUUUUACGUGAAUUUUCAAAUCAGGCGAAGGUUCCUGGGUUUCGCCCUGGGAAGAAAAUUCCGGAGAACAUAUUGAUAAAUUACGUGGGUCUGCAUAAUAUUCAGCAGGCUGUAAUUGAAGCAAUUUUGAAGAAAACACUUCCACAAGCCAUGAUAUCGGUGGAAGGAAGGGCUUUGAAGGAUUCUGUUCGAAUUGUGACUAAAUUUGCGGAGAUGUAUGAUAGCUUUUCCCCGGAGGAUUAUUUCAGAUAUGAUGUUUUAGUUGAUGUAGUUCCUGAGAUCAAAUGGUUGGCGGAAGCCAAGUAUAAGAAUUUGAAGAUCAUUGUUCAAAUUGACAAGACUAUUACUGCUGAAAUAGCUUCUGAAAUAGAGUUCAAGCGCCGCUAUAAGGCCCAAGGAUCUUUGAGAAUUGUAACUGAUAGAGGUCUUCAGAUGGGAGAUCUUGUGGUGCUAGAUAUUUUGGCUGCUAGAAUUGAAGGAGAUUUGUCUAUAGGUGAAAAAAUUCCAUCAGCAGAGAGAAAAGGGUUUCACUUGGACACAGAAGAGAGUGACAACCUCCUUCCUGGGUUUCUUAAUUCAAUACUAGGAAUUAGGCAAGGCGAAACAAAAUCAUUUUCUCUUCAGUUUCCAGAAUCAUGGGAACAAGUAAAUCUCUGUGGCGUUCAGGCUCAAUUUACUGUGGAGUGCAAAGAACUAUUCUAUAGAGAUCUACCUAAACUGGAUGACUCUCUUGCAGAAAAGCUCUUUCCUGGAUGCAGUAGUUUGAGUCAGGUGCGGGAAUCAAUACUACAAAGAUGCAGAGAAGUAGAACAAACUGCAAUUGAACAAGCAACUGAUAAUGCAAUUCUAGAACAACUGUCUAAGAUUGUUGAAGUGGAUAUACCUCAAUCCUUAUUUGAAGAGCAAGGAAGACAGCUUUAUGGAGCCAGACUUCUGCAACUUCAGGCUGGGAGGAAAGUUAACGAACAACAACUGUCAUCUCUUUCAAGUGAAAAGGCGGUAAAUGAGUAUCUUGAGAACCAAAAGGAGAAUAUAACUAGUAUAAUAAAACAGAUGUUGGCGGUUGGUGAAAUUUUCCAAUGUGAAAAUCUUGAGUACUCAACUGACGAACUAGUCAAAGAGGUUGAGAAUUCCGUGGAGGAGUUCAAGCGCCAUAAUCAAGAGUAUGAUGAAGCAAAUGUCAGACAGCAGGUGCAGGAUGUCCUCGAGGGAGCGAAGGUUCUUGAAUGGUUGCGAGAGAAUUCUGAUAUCCAGUAUGUUUUCAGAUGAGAAUAGAUCAGACUGUAAAUGGUAGUUCCUCACUUGUAAGAAUUUUAAUUCUUCCUUCAAUGAACUAUUGGUGGCAGUUUUGGUUCCUUUUUGCCUUUAGAUCUCCACAAAUGGCGAUCUUCUGUUUAUUGCGUCAGUCUUCCAGUAAUUUAUUAUGAUGUAUCAUUAAUCUCCUACCGUUUAUUUUUUUCACUCCUAUCUUGUUCACAUUCUCUUGAAUGUUGACUUGUAAUGUACAACUCUGAUGGAUGA